AUGUAUGCGGCCGGAGUAAGGGGUCUCACAGCCCUAACCAUUGCUGUUCUUAUCCCGUCAGUGCUGACGGUAACCCUAGAUUUCAAGGGUAUAGCGAAGGGUCAUCCCGAUGAAAUUGUAACUCCGCAACUGCUGGCUAAGAAAACCAUCGAUAAUAUCACGGAGCUGACAUACAUGAUUGUACUUGACAAAAAACAAUACAUUCUUCACUUAAAACAGAAUAGGAUCCUUGUUUCCCCUGAUUUCAAAGUAUUUUCAUAUAGUAAGAAUGAUACCUUGUACUCCUAUCAACCUAGUGUUCCGAAUGACUGCUAUUUCCAAGGAUACAUACAAGAUCAUCCAUACUCCACAGUUGCCCUGAGCACAUGUUCUGGACUUCGGGGCACCAUGAAUUUAAAUGGCAUUAAGUAUGCAAUUGAACCAGAUGGACCUCUUACAGAUUUCAAACACAUCAUCUAUCGUACAGAUACAUCUCGAUCUGCAAUGAAGUGUGCCUUGGACACUGACAACUCACCGUCUGAAACAGAAAGCCAACCAAACAUGGGGGAAGCAAGCGCUCGUAAUAAAAGUGCAUAUGUUGAAUUGUUCAUGGUUACUACUCGGCCACAGUUUCAGUUUCACAAAAAUGAGGCAUCGUUAAUUGAAAGCAUUUUUGAAUUGAUGAAUACUGUUAGUGCUAUUCUCAAGCCACUGAACACACAAGUAGUUUUGGUUGGCAUAGAAAUUUGGUCCAAUGGGAAUCUCAUUAAUACAGAAACAGAUGAUGCUGAUGAUAUUCUCAUGGAGUUUUUGGAGUGGAAGAGAGACUCACUAGACAGUAGAAUCAACUGUGAUGUUGCAGCCUUAUCUCUAAGAGAAAGCACAGUUUUGGCUUCAGGGCUGGCACGUUUGGAUGGAGCAUGCAGCCACAAUAAAGCAGGAUUCUUCGCAGUGAUGAAUCUUGAGAAGCUGGUAUUGAGCUCCAAUCUGUUUGUGCACGAGCUGGGCCAUGUCCUAGGAAUGAAGCACGACACUCCGGGAUGUACCUGUCGUUUUGGAAAAACAAUUUGCACCAUGAACGAGACAGUAUUGCUGUCCUCUGGCUUUAGUGAUUGCAGCAUAAAAGACAUGGAGGAAUUUUAUGCAAGUGACAAAGCGAAAUGUCUUUGGAAUAAUCCAGGCCCAGAUAAAUCUCUCUCAUAUGUACCUGAUUGCGGCUCUGAAGAGGAAUGUUCCACUAAUAUAUGUUGUAACUCAACCACCUGUAAACUGACAGAGAAUGCUACCUGUUCAUCGGGACCGUGUUGUGAGAAUUGUGUGUUUCUACCUAGAGGAACACCUUGUCGGACUCCAGGCACCGAGUGCGACCUAACCGAAUACUGCAAUGGAAAAUCCAGAGAUUGCCCGUUAGAUACAUACCUUCAGAAUGGCUCCCCCUGUAACAAAGGCCGGUCUGUGUGCUACCAAAAGAUGUGCUAUGACUACAAUGAGCACUGUCAAAGCAUAUUUGGGGAAGGUGCUGUGGUUGCUCCUCUCUCCUGCUUCCAUUCUGUGAAUACUGUUGGUGACAGAUUUGGAAACUGUGGCACAGACGGCGAGUUGAUUCAAUGCAAAACCCAGGAUGUGAUGUGUGGACGUAUUCAGUGCCAAGGUGUGGAAACAAUCCAAGCCCAAGAUAAAUACGCCGCUGUUAUUCAGAUGCCCAACGAGAACUCAUUUUGCUGGGGACUAGAUUUCCGAUUCAGGAAAGAUUCCAUCGAUCACGGAGCAGUACCGGAUGGGGCCGUAUGCGGAACAGGAAAGAUUUGUAUGAACCGUAGUUGUGUCGAUCUUUCAGUUUUGGGAUAUGAUUGUGAUGUGGAAAAAAAGUGUGGAGGAAAUGGGGUCUGCAAUAACAACGGAAAUUGCCAUUGUGAUGUGAAGUGGGCCCCUCCUAACUGCACAGUCAGUGGAUUUGGUGGAAGCGCCGAUAGUGGACCAGCAACCGAAAAUUCAUUCAGAAAACUCGGCUCAACAAAGACACGCCAGCUAGAAAACGGUGCGUAUUCCACCUUCCAGCAUGGUGAGGGAAUGGAGUUUGUGUCUAGCUCUGGCUACUACAUCUGCUGCCUGGACACUUUGUUUGUAACUAAAGUGUAUAUGAGGUCCAGCGUACUCCAUUAA
Molecule: messenger RNA, 2142 nt
Organism: Spea bombifrons (plains spadefoot toad)
Lineage: Eukaryota; Metazoa; Chordata; Amphibia; Anura; Pelobatidae
Product: disintegrin and metalloproteinase domain-containing protein 9-like
Exons: 19
Coding region: 1-2142 (713 amino acids)
Biological process (GO): proteolysis
Cellular component (GO): plasma membrane
Molecular function (GO): metalloendopeptidase activity
Source: RefSeq, a predicted model, not a curated record